Equus quagga is the source of this 2036-nucleotide messenger RNA. RefSeq names its product ring finger protein 135 (gene RNF135). Gene Ontology annotation, molecular function: protein binding; ubiquitin-protein transferase activity; ribonucleoprotein complex binding. Bases 217 to 1500 code for a protein of 427 amino acids. Gene Ontology annotation, cellular component: cytoplasm. NCBI's taxonomy places the organism in Eukaryota, Metazoa, Chordata, Mammalia, Perissodactyla, Equidae. Gene Ontology annotation, biological process: regulation of innate immune response. The transcript is spliced from 5 exons. The record is from RefSeq and is a predicted model, not a curated record.
CCGCGGGCUGGGCGGUGGAUGCUCUCAAUUGGCUUUCAGCAAGACUGGAGAAAGGAAAACGGUGGACCCACGCAGGGAGAGGAAGAGGCAGCUAAGGAGGAGGGGAGAGGAAGAGCGAGGGAGGAGCCGGAGGAGACGUAGCCCUGGCGGGCGGGCGGUUCCUGGCGUGGCCCUGACUUCCGCGCCCCAGAGCCGGUGGGGGGCGGGCUGCUCACCAUGGCGGCUCGGGACACCGGCACGGCCGUCCCCGUGUGGCUGGCCGAGGACGACCUGGGCUGCGUCAUCUGUCACGAGCUGCUCACCUGGCCCGUCACGCUGCCCUGCGGCCACAGCUUCUGCCGCCACUGCCUGACGCGCGCGCUGGGCGAGGGGCGCGAGAGGCGCCACUGGUCCUGCCCCACCUGCCGCGAGAGCGCCGCGCAGCAGCCGCAGCUGCGGAAGAACACGCUGCUGCAGGACCUGGCCGACAAGUACCGGGAGGCCGCGCGCGAGCUGGAGGCCGGCCCGGGCCGCACCCCGAGCCCAGCCCCCACCCCCGCGCCCGGGCCCCCGCGCCGCGCCGCGCCGCCGCCGGCGGCAGCAAAGAAGAGCAUCACAGAAGUUGGUCCGGAGCUGGUAGAUCUGGUGGAACAGCUUAUAGACAUUGUCAAGAACCUUCAGAGUCAGAGACACCUCCCAGAGUCUGGACGAGACAAUGAACUGAGCAGCCUGGGCACGGCUUUUUCUGGUGGGAUGGACCUUUCCUUGGCUUCUCCAAAGGUGGUAACUUCCAACACACCUGAGAGAAAAGUGAGCGACAUUCUGCAUGACCUAGAAGAAAUCCUGGGAAAAUUACGAGAAAACUUCACGUGGAAAGAGGCCCUUGACUCACAAACACGGGUGGAAGUCCUGGAAGCUCCAUCUUCCUCUUCAUGCCCACUGCCUGACCAGAGCCGCCCUACGCCCAAGAGGGCCUCCAGGUUUGCUCAGUGGGCCAUCAGUCCAACCUUUGACCUCAGGAGCCUCUCCUGUAGCCUGGGGGUGUCCCAGGAUUGCCGGACGGUGACUGUAUCUCAUGACUCACAGUCCUAUCCCUGGAGUCAUGAGAGGUUUGCGACCUGCCAAGUUUUAUGUUCCCAAGCCUUCUCUUCUGGGCAUCAGUACUGGGAAGUGGACACUCAGCAGUGCAGCCACUGGGCAGUUGGGGUGGCUUCCUGGGGCAUGAGCCGUGACCAUAUCCUGGGAAGGACCAAGGACUCCUGGUGUGUCGAGUGGAAGGGGACUAGCCAGCUCUCUGUGUGGCACAUGGUCAAGGAAACUGUCCUCGGCUCAGACAGACCUAAGGUGGUGGGCAUCUGGCUGGACCUUGAGGAGGGGAAGCUUGCCUUUUAUUCAGUGGCUACUCAGGAGCAACUUCUGUAUGAGUGCUCGAUCUCUGCCUCCUCUCCUCUGCACCCUGCCUUCUGGCUGUAUGGCUUACAUCCCGGAAACUCUCUGACUAUAAGGCAAGUAAAGGUAUAAAAGGUUCCUUGAAUGUUAAAACACGGUGUUUCCCUGGUCUCUUUGCCUUCAAGCAGAGACUUGACUUAAGAAUCCCACUUCGGAAGUUAAUAAAGGGUUAACUCAGCAGACUUGGGAUGUUCAAACUCUGCACAUUCCAAAGAAAAGACAGGCCCUUGACUGGCUCCUGGGAGAUAACUUUGAAGCCCUUGGAAUAUCCUGCCCGAUAAGGUCUUUGUUUACUAGGCGGCCUUGGGCCACACGGUAUCAGCUUGACCUCUAGAGGGGCUGGAGACUAAGGUCAGCCCUGUGGGCAGUGAGCCUGCCUACAUGCUGGACUCCCAGUAAAAGCCCUGGGCACCAAGGCUUGGGUGAGCUGCCCUCGCUGGCACCAUGUGAGUGGUCACACAUCGUUGCAGGGAGAACUAAGCAUUGUUCCCAUGACUCCACUGGGAGAGGCUAACUGGUGCAUCCUGGCCCCUGCCCCAUGUGCCUUUUUCUAUUGUUGAUAUUACUCUGUAUCCUUUCACUGUAAUAAACUGUAACCAUAAAUACAA